GGGAGACAGCUGAGAGCUGCAGAUAGACCACUCACUCUCACAGUUCUGACUCGUGUCUCUUAUCCUCAUUUCACCCUCUCUCUUUCACUGCCAUGGAUCUCUUUUUAUUUUAAGGAUACGUUUUCUAUAUUGUCACCCUCAUAUGGAUCACAGUGUGCUUCUUGCUUGGAUUUGACAGCUGUGUGUGUGUAUGUGGGUGUGAGCCAUGCUACGCGUGUUCAUUCUGUGUGCAGAGCGGUUGCAAACGCCGGACGAUGACAUCAGUGAUGCCUACUGCAGCGUCACCUAUGAAGGGUCCAAGAAGAAGACAAAGGUCAUCAAAAACAAUCCUAACCCUGUGUGGAAUGAGGGUUUUGAGUGGGAUCUGAAGGGGAUUCCUCUGGACUCUGGAGCUGAGAUUCACUGUGUUGUUAAAGAUCAUGAGAAAAUGGGGAGAAACAGGUUUCUGGGGGAGUGUCGGCUAGGUCUUAGAGAUGUGCUCAACUCUCCCAAUUUCGCCGCCACCUUCACCGUCUCCUUGCUGGACACCAAGAGGAACAACACAGGGGCCACGCUGACCCUGCAAGUUUCCUACCUUCCUCCUCCAGGAUCGGCUCCGAUGUUUCAGCCUCCUCCCCAGCUGGAGCCUCAGCCUCAUAACAAUCCUAGUGUGGAGCUGGACACAGUCACAAUGAUCUCUCUAGAUACUUUGGGCGAGGAGGAUACAGAGAGUAUGAUGAUGCUUGAGCCCACAGAGGACCAGGGAGCAGACGAUGGACGCUCCAUGGUGAUAAUUGGUCCUCAGGGGCCCCCGGGCCAGGAAUCCCCCACCGCCCAGACGCCCAAGCGUUCACCGCCAUCCUACCACACCCAAGGAGGGCUGAGGAAGAGGAGGAGAGGAGCCAGCAGUCAGCCCAAACAGCUACCCAACAAACCACAGGAUCUACAGAUUCGUGUGCGGGUCAUUAAGGGACGACAGUUGCCGGGCAUCAACAUUAAACCUGUUGUUAAGAUAGCAGUUGCCGGGCAGUCCAAGAGGACCCGAAUCAGAAAGGGGAACAACCCAGUCUUUGAUGAGACUUUCUUCCUGAACUUCUUCGAGACGCCCUCAGACUUGUUUGACGAACCCAUUUUCAUCACUGUAUGUGACUCUCGUUCGCUUAGAACCGAUGCCGUGAUAGGUGAAUUCAAGAUGGAUGUAGGCACCAUCUACAAUGAGCACAGGCACUGCUUCUUGAGGAAGUGGCUUCUGCUUUGUGACCCUGACGACCUCUCUGCUGGGGUCAAAGGCUACCUGAAGGUCAGCUUGUUUGUCUUAGCAGCUGGAGAUGAGCCACCGGCUGAUAAACGUGAGUGUGUGGAGGAUAAAGAGGAUGUAGAAUCAAACCUGUUGAGGCCUGCAGGUCUUUCUUUGAGAGGAGCCUCGUUCAACCUGAGGAUCUUCAGAGCUGAAGACCUGCCACAGAUGGACGAUGCCUUCAUGGAUGGGAUGAGGCAGAUUCUUGGCUUUGAUAGCAACAGGAAGAAUCUGGUGGAUCCUCUGGUGGAGAUUCACUUUGCUGGCAAAACGAUUUGCACGAAGACUUUGGAAAAGAAUGCCAAUCCACAGUGGAACCAGCGCCUGGCCAUGCCAGUCAGAUUUCCUUCCAUGUGUGAGAAGAUGAGGAUCAGAAUUCUGGACUGGGAUAGAGCCAGUCACAACGACGUUAUCGGCACCACCCACCUCUGUAUGUCCAAGAUCUCCGCCCCCGGAGGAGAGAUAGAUGAUGACUUGACUCCACGGAGCGUCCACUCUGGCAUGGAUGACAGUCUUGGUUUCCUGCCAACAUUUGGUCCAUGUUUUGUAAACCUAUACGGCAGCCCCAGAGAGUUCACCGCCUUCAAUGACCCCCAUGAGGCUCUUAACUUGGGAAAAGGGGAGGGCGUGGCAUACCGAGGCCGGGUUUUACUGGAACUUACCACGAAACUGGUGGACAAGCCGGAGCAAAAAACUGAAGACAUACCCUCAGAUGAUCUUUUGGUGGUGGAGAAGUUUCUCAGGAAGAGGAAGUUCUCGCUCUUCGUUGCGUUUUACUCGGCCACGCUCCUCCAGGACGUCGACGACGCCAUCCAGUUUGAAGUCAGCAUCGGCAACUACGGCAACAAAUUCGACUACACCUGCCUUCCUCUGGCCUCCACUACUCAGUUUAGCAGGGCAGUGUUUGACGGUUGCCACUAUUACUACCUCCCAUGGGGAAAUGUUAAGCCGGUGGUUGUUCUCUCUUCUGAGUGGGAGGACAUCAAGCCAAGGAUCGAGGCUCUCAACAUGUUGCUGACCAUCACAGACAGGCUGGAGGCGAACCUGCAGAGGGUGCAGCUGGCAGUAAAGGCUGGUGGUGAUCUGGAGGAGGUGGAGCUCAGAGUGGUGGAGUUGUUGGAUCAGCUUAUCAGUGACUGCAGUGAUGAGCUGCCCUCACUCGAUCAGUGGCAGUGUGCAACGCCUCUGGAUCGCUCGCUGAGGCACGUUCGUACCCUCCACCUGCAGCAGAUCGCUGCGGCGGCGCUGGCUCUCAAACACGGCCCGGAGACUGAGCUCUCCACGAUGCUGGAGCAGGCUGAGGACUGGGCCAACAGGCUGAGGACCAUGACUGAAGAGCCCCAGAACAGCCUUCCAGACAUCGUGAUAUGGAUGUUGCAGGGUGACCGCAGGGUAGCGUACCACCGCAUCCCAGCACACACCGUCAUCUUCUCCCAGCAGCACUGUGGGAAACACUGCGGUCAGCUGCAGACUGUCUUUCUUAAGUGUCCACAGGGCAGUGGAGGAGAAGCCAAACUUCCCGGUCAGUUGAGGGUUAAAGUUUGGUUUGGAUUGGCUGCUGAUGUCAAACACUUCAAUGAAUACGCUGAAGGAAAACUGUCUGUCUUUGCUGAGGCGUAUGAGAACCAGACACGGCUCGCCCUGGUGGGCAGCUGGGGAACUACAGGUUUAACCUACCCCAAGUAUAGCGACAUCACCGGGAGAGUUAAACUGCCCAAAGAGAGUUUCAAACCCUCACCCGGCUGGUCCUGGGCUGGAGACUGGUACAUCAGCCCCGAGAGGACACUCUUGUUUGAUGUGGAUGCCGGUCACAUGACCUUCACAGAGGAAGUAUUUGAAAACCAGAUGAGGCUACCAGGUGGCCAGUGGAUCGGCAUGCAGGAAGGAUACACGGAUGUGAACGGGGAGAAGGCGGUGCCAAAGGACGAGAUUGAGUGUCCACCAGGUUGGGUAUGGGAGGAGGUGGAGUGGAGUGAGGAUCUCAACAGGGCUGUGGAUGAUCAAGGCUGGGAGUACGGCAUCACCAUUCCCCCAGACCGACGUCCCAAGUCGUGGGUGCCGGCAGAGAAGAUGUACCACACCAACCGACGGAGACGAUGGAUACGGAUGAGGCGACGAGACCAGCAGAAGAUGGACGCUCUGAGAAAGCAGCGUCCAGACGAGGCGGAGAGGGAGGGCUGGGAGUACGCCUCGCUUUUUGGCUGGAGGUUCCACGUUUUGUUUCUGGUCUGCUCCUCUCCUCCGACCCUUCCUCCACAGAGCAGUAUAGAGGACAAGAAUGAAGACAAGUCGGUUACGACCACGUUUGGAGUCAACAGACCUACCAUUUCCUGUUUCUUUGAGUGUGGCACUCGAUACCAUCUGCGCUGCUAUCUGUAUCAAGCCAGAGACCUGCUGCCCAUGGACAAAGACAGCUUCUCAGACCCCUACGCGAUCGUAUCCUUCCUCCACCAAUCCCAGAAGACGGUGACAGUGCGAAACACUCUCAAUCCCACCUGGGACCAGACGCUCAUCUUCUAUGAAGUGGAGAUUUUUGGCGACUCCGAGGUCACGAUGGCCAGCCCCCCCAAUAUUAUAGUGGAACUCUACGAUCAGGACACAUACGGAGCUGAUGAGUUCAUGGGUCGCUGCGUGUGCCAGCCCUCACUGACUCGGUCGCCACGCCUGGCCUGGUUCCCAAUUCGCAGAGGGGACAAGAACGCUGGCGAGCUGCUGGCUGCCUUUGAGCUUAUACGCAGAGAAAAGCCGUCACUUCACCAUAUUCCAGGUCAAGAGGGAGAUUUCCUGACUUCCACCCACGUCUUAGAUGAGCUGAUGUUUCCAGGAUUCCUCUCUGAAAACCUGCAGCAAUGGCCGGAGGAGUCAGACCUUCCCUACCCACCGCCUCAGAGAGAGCCAAAUGUCUUCAUGAUUCCUCAGGGAAUCAAACCUGUUCUGCAGAGAACUGCCAUCGAGAUUUUAGCAUGGGGCGUCCGGAACCUGAAGAGCUUCCAGCUGGCCAGCGUUACCUCCCCCAGCCUGCAGGUGGAGUGUGGAGGCAGCAUGGUCCAGAGCUGCGUCAUCCGCAGUGUGAAGAAGAAGCCUAACUUUGACAUUAAUACGCUUCUCCUUGAUGUGAGACUUCCCCAAGAGGAGCUCUACAUGCCGCCAAUCGUCAUCAAAGUCAUUGACAAUCGUCAGUUUGGGAGGAAGCCGGUGGUUGGGCAGUGCACCAUCCGCUCGCUGGAGGAGUACCGCUACAACCAAGAAGAUGAGCAACCAGUGGAGUUGGAGGGAGAGGAGGAAGGAUGGAGACGUGAGACGCCCCAUUUAAUUUCUGGGGAGGUUUUUAUUGACAUCGAUGAUGAGCAGCCGCUUGUGUCUGACCAGCUUGCGGAUGGAACCAGUUCUGCUAUCAUUAACCUUUCAACCUCUAGUUCCAGCCUUCAUGGAGAAGAGAUUAUGGACUGGUGGAGUAAGUUCUACGCAUCGACUGGAGAGGAAAACAAGUGUGCGACUUAUCUAGAGGAAGGCUUUGACACUCUCAAGGUGUAUGACCGGGAGCUGGAGAAGAUCGAGGAUUUUAAAGGGCUCUCUGAUUUCUGCCAAACAUUCAAACUGUACAGAGGAAAGACUCAAGAUGAAGGAGAAGAUCCCUCAGUGGUGGGAGAGUUCAAGGGCAUGUUUAAGAUCUACCCCCUGCCAGAUGACCCCGGUGCCCCUGUUCCCACAAGGCAGUUCAGAAAGCUGCCUCCCAACGGCAUCGAGGAGUGCUUGGUCCGAGUCUACAUCAUCCAGGCUCAUGGACUCCAGCCCAAAGACCCCAAUGGGAAGUGUGACCCGUAUGUGAAGAUCACGCUGGGGAAGAAGUCAGUCAACGACCAUGAAAACUACAUCCCCUGUACACUGGACCCAGUCUUUGGAAAGAUGUUUGAGCUCACAUGUUCUCUCCCACUGGAAAAGGACCUUCGCGUGAUGCUGUACGACCACGACAUGCUCACCAAAGACGAGAAGAUCGGCGAGACGGUGAUUGACCUGGAGAACCGCUUCCUGUCCAAAUAUGGAGCCAUGUGUGGCCUGCCACAGUCAUAUCAUAUAUCUGGAGUAAACCAGUGGCGAGACCAGCUGACACCCACCCAGCUGCUAUACAGAUUCUGUGAGAGAAGAAAUCUGCAGAAGCCAGUCUAUGAAGACGAAGCAGUCCGCUUCAAAGGAGAACGAUACAUUGCUGCCGACCUCGAGGACAAAAAUGUGUCCAAACGUCAUCUUGGCCCAAUUAAGGAGCGACUGUCCCUUCACAUCUUGAGGAAACUGGGAUUGGUAUCCGAACAUGUGGAAACCAGACCACUCUACAGCCCGCUCCAACCUGACAUAGAGCAGGGGCGUCUGAUGAUGUGGGUUGACCUCUUCCCCAAGUCUCUGGGACCACCUGGACCGCCGUUCAACAUCACGCCACGAAAGGCCAAAAAGUUCUUCCUGCGUUGCAUCAUCUGGAACACCAGUGAUGUCAUCCUGGAUGAUGUCAGCAUCAGCGGGGAGAAGAUGAGUGACAUUUAUGUCAAAGGCUGGCUCGACGGACAUGAACACAACAAGCAGAAGACAGACGUCCACUACCGCUCUCUGGGAGGAGAGGGGAACUUCAACUACAGAUUCAUGUUUCCCUUCAACUACUUACCAGCAGAGCAGCUGUGCGUCGUUGACAAAAAGGAACAUUUCUGGAGUCUGGAUAAAGCCGAGACUAAACUGGCUCCUAAACUGACCAUUCAGAUCUGGGACAACGACAAGUUCUCCUUUGACGACUACCUAGGUCACCUGGUGAUGGACCUGAACCACAUGUUGCGUCCAGCAAAGUCUCCAGAGAAGUGUACCCUUCAGGUGCUCGACCAGCCACCGGACAAACUGGUGUCUCUGUUUGAACAGAAGACCGUCAAAGGCUGGUGGCCUUGCACCUGCGAGAACAAUGGAGAGAAGAUCAUCGCUGGGAAGGUGGAGAUGUCGCUGGAGAUAGUGACAGAGCAGGAGCAAGAGGAGAGACCAGCCGGCCUCGGCAGAGAUGAACCCAACAUGAACCCUCACCUGGAGGAGCCUCAGCGUCCAGAGACAUCCUUCCUGUGGUUCUCCUCCCCUUACAAGACCCUAAAAUACAUCCUGUGGAGACGGUUCAAGUGGUUCAUCAUUCUCUUCAUUUUCCUCUUCUUCAUUAUCCUCUUCCUUGGAGUCUUCCUCUACUCCUUCCCGAACUAUGUUGCCAUGAAGAUGGUGGGACCAUUUGGACCAGCCAAGGAAACAACUUUGAAGCAUUUGAAGGAAUCUACUACAGACGUAAACAAAUAGAGACAAUGAGAAACCAUACCACUGUUCUGAGAGUGAAACAAGCACGGAUUUUAUUAGCCCUUUCUUCUUCUUUUUGAGACUUUUUCUGUUGUCUUCCUGGAGUCAUGAGGGAUGAAGUCAGCCAAAUUGUCAGAUCCAGAUGUCCUUUGAUAUAGUCACACCUGAUUAGCAGUGGCUGUAUGUGCGCUUAUGUUUGAUAUGUGUGCAUUUUGUGCCUUUACAGCUAGAUUCACUUCUGUACUUCUGUGCUGAAAGCGUUUCCAAAGUUACCAUCAGAACUCAGCGUGUGCCGUCUGCAUCGCUGUCAUCCCUCAGUCACCGCUUUCAUCUGUUUUCCCGCCUCGCGCUCUCUCUGCUGCCCUCAUGCAGGGGAGGAGGAGAAGAAAAGCUCGCUGCUGAGUGAGGCCGCGCUCCGAAAUGGCAGAAACAGAAUUAAAGAUCGUGAUUUUGAUGGUGUUUGAUCUUUUUACCGCCCGCUGCUUCCCUGCGAGAGGCAUAGUCAGGUCAGGCAGUCAGUUUACUGACUCAUGUCAAACUUUAUUACUCCAAAAAAUUCAAUCUGAGGUUAAAGCGUGGCGGGAGUUUUCAGCUAUCAUUCUCUUUGAAUCACCUUUUAAUGUUGUUGCCCUGCUGCUUUCAAGUGCAAUCAGGCUUUUAUUUUUAAAAUGUUCAGAUCAGAGUUAAGUUGUUAGAAGUGAAACAUAAUAUCCAGGCUCGGUGGUUUUUUUUCUUUGAUUAUAUUUUUAUUACAGCAGGUCACACACGAUGCCUUCAGGUUGUGUGGGAUUUCCCAGCACUUACUGAAUACUGUUAAAAACAAAUUUUCGAGCUCCUCUCCUUAACUAUCAGUUCUUCUCCUUCUUUUCCCUCAUCUUCCUCCGUUUUCCCCCUCCUCCUUCUCUAUCCAACCUAAUCCCCCUCCUCCUCAGGGUGCAGCAGGUUAAGUCAGGGAUUUGCUUUUGAGCCGUAUUAUUACACAGCAUGUUUUAGAUAGAUGAUGUGGGCUGAUAUGGACACACAAGGACACAUUGUGUUGUUGAUCCUUAAACCGCUCAAGCUUUAGCGAGCAAAGCCGAACAUCGGUGAACGAUAAAGAAGAACAGAGUCAUGAUUUGAAAAAUUUUA
This is a messenger RNA of Neolamprologus brichardi, 7714 nucleotides long. NCBI's taxonomy places the organism in Eukaryota, Metazoa, Chordata, Actinopteri, Cichliformes, Cichlidae. The record is from RefSeq and is a predicted model, not a curated record.